AUGGCUGUGUUGGCAAGCUCUUUUUUGCAAAAAUAUCCGAUGAGAAAAUUCUCAACGGAAUUUAAACUGAACGAUUUGAUAAACAAGUAUCGACUGCGACACAGAAAUUUUUUUGUUGAGAUAUCUCAAAGUUGUUUGGUUUUAUUUUUCAUAUUAGCUAUAGAUAAUCGCAUUGCUGCUGUUUUUGGCCAUCGUUAA
This is a messenger RNA of Clunio marinus, 198 nucleotides long. Lineage: Eukaryota; Metazoa; Arthropoda; Insecta; Diptera; Chironomidae. The record is from the annotation of a GenBank genome assembly.